Sphaerodactylus townsendi is the source of this 7280-nucleotide messenger RNA. RefSeq names its product scribble planar cell polarity protein (gene SCRIB). Gene Ontology annotation, molecular function: protein binding. Bases 162 to 5924 code for a protein of 1920 amino acids. The record is from RefSeq and is a predicted model, not a curated record. Lineage: Eukaryota; Metazoa; Chordata; Lepidosauria; Squamata; Sphaerodactylidae. Gene Ontology annotation, cellular component: adherens junction; postsynaptic density; postsynaptic membrane. Gene Ontology annotation, biological process: neurotransmitter receptor transport postsynaptic membrane to endosome; neurotransmitter receptor transport, endosome to postsynaptic membrane. The transcript has 46 exons.
CGAGGCGCCGGCGGGGCCCGGGCCUGCGUCUGAGGGAGUCCGCCGGGCCGCCGCCGCCGCCGCCGCCGCCGCGCUCGCCGUGAGGCAGACAAAGCGAGAGGGGGGGAGGAGGGAGAGCGGCCGGGCGGCCCGGGCGGGGGCGGAGGGGGCGGAGGGGGAGGAUGCUCCGCUGCAUGCCGCCGCUGUGGCGCUGCAACCGGCAGGUGGAGGCGCUGGACCGGCGCCACUGCUCGCUGCAGGCCGUGCCGGACGACGUCUACCGCUACAGCCGCUCCCUCGAGGAGCUCCUGCUCGACGCCAACCAGCUCCGCGAGCUGCCCAAGCCUUUCUUCCGACUUCUCAACCUGCGCAAGUUGGGCCUGAGCGACAAUGAGAUCCAGCGCCUCCCUCCCGAGGUGGCCAACUUCAUGCAGCUGGUGGAGCUGGACAUCUCCCGCAACGACAUUCCAGAAAUUCCAGAAAGUAUCAAGUUCUGCAAAUCCCUGGAAAUCGCAGACUUCAGCGGGAACCCGUUGUCCAGACUCCCCGAAGGCUUCACUCAGCUGCGCAACCUGGGACACCUGGCCCUGAACGACGUCUCCCUGCAGUCCCUGCCCGGUGACAUUGGCAAUCUGGCCAACUUGGUGACCUUGGAGCUUCGUGAGAACCUGCUCAAGUCCCUCCCAGCCUCCCUCUCAUUCCUUGUCAAGUUAGAGCAGCUGGACCUGGGCGGAAAUGACCUGGAGGUGCUGCCAGACACGCUGGGCGCACUGCCCAACCUGCGGGAGCUGUGGCUGGACCGGAAUCAGCUCUCGUCUCUCCCGCCCGAGCUGGGCAACCUGCGGCGCUUGGUUUGCCUGGAUGUCUCUGAGAACAAGCUGGAGCACCUGCCCGAAGAGAUCGGUGGGCUGGGGGCUCUGACGGACCUGCUUCUCUCGCAGAACUUGCUGGAGAGUAUUCCUGAUGGGAUUGGCCAGCUGAAGCAGCUCUCCAUCCUGAAGGUUGAUCAGAACCGGCUGGCGGAACUGGCCGAGGCAAUUGGGGAAUGUGAGAAUUUGUCAGAGCUCAUCCUGACAGAGAAUAUGCUAACGGCACUGCCCAAAUCCCUGGGGAAACUUGUCAAGCUGACAAACCUCAAUGUGGACCGGAACAGACUGCUGGCGCUCCCUCCGGAGAUAGGAGGUUGCAACAGCCUGAAUGUCUUGUCUCUCCGCGACAACCGCCUGGAGUUCCUGCCCUCUGAGCUCGCAAGCACCACGGAGUUGCACGUGCUGGACGUGGCUGGCAACAAGCUGCAGCACCUGCCCUUUGCCCUGACAAGCCUCAGCCUGAAGGCCCUCUGGCUGGCAGAGAACCAGUCGCAGCCGAUGCUGAAGUUCCAGACGGAGGAGGAUGAGAAGACUGGCGAGAAGGUGCUCACCUGCUACCUCCUUCCCCAGCAGCCAUCACCCAGCCUAGAAAAUCUGCUGCAGAACAGCGUGGACGAGAGCUGGACAGACACCAACCUCAACCGCGUCAGCGUGAUCCAAUUUGUGGAUGAACCCAGAGUGGACGAAGAGGAGGAGGAGGAGCUUGGAACUGAGAGGAAGGGCCUGCAACGCCGUGCGACCCCUCACCCGAAUGAGCUGAAGUCCAUGAAGGAGGCGAUUGAAGGGCGGCGGAGUGAGGCUUCCGUGGCCAAAGCGGGUGCGGUCCAGGACUCUUCCCGUCCAGGGGAGAAGCGACUGAGUGCCACAUCCUGCCAGAGCGAGGAGUCGCAGGUAUCCAGCAGCACCGUCUCUGCUGGUUGCCAGGACGAGGCCGGGAGGAGUGUGCAGCAGGCAGCCAGGCCGGAAGAGGGGCUGAGCGCUGGGGCCACGGAAGAGGUGGUGGAGAAGGGCCGGUCGCAGAGCAGAGAAGAGGAGGAAGCCACAGGAGACCGAGACGAAGAGCUGGAGGUGGAGUUCAAUGAGCCCUCUGUGCGUUUUUCCGAAGACACUCUGGUCCGCAGUGAGGAUGAUGAAGAGGAGGAGCGCCGUUUCCCAGCAGGGAAGCAACGAUUGAUCCGCAAGGAUACCCCCCACUACAAGAAGCACUUCAGGAUCGCUCAGCUGCCGCAGCCCGAGGCAGUGGUAGCCCUCUUGCAAGGGUUGAAUGCUGAUGGGGGGGCCCCAGCACGGGAGGAGGAGCCGUGCAAGAACGGGUGGGAGGAAGAGGAGCCCCAGAACGAGCCCCUGGCUGCUCCGUCCUCUGUCAAGGGGGUGUCGUUUGAUCAAGCCAAUAAUCUGCUGAUUGAACCUGCUCGCAUUGAGGAGGAAGAGCUGACUCUGACCAUUGUGCGGCAGACGGGGGGGCUGGGCAUCAGCAUCGCAGGGGGCAAAGGCUCCACCCCCUACAAGGGAGACGACGAGGGUAUCUUUAUUUCUCGUGUGUCAGAGGAAGGCCCGGCUGCGCAGGCGGGGGUGCGAGUGGGAGACAAGCUCCUGGAGGUGAACGGUGUCUUGCUGCACUGUGCCGAGCAUCACGUGGCUGUGGAGGCACUGCGUGGCUCGGGCAGCACCGUCUCCAUGACCGUCCUGCGGGAGCGGAUGGUGGAGCCCGAGAACGCCAUCACUGUCACGCCCCUGCGGCCCGAAGACGACUACAGCCCCCGGGAGCGACGAGGGGGGAGCCUGCCCUUCCCCGAGAGGCCGGAGGGAGCAGCCCCCACGGAGCGGCUCUCUGCCUGCCUGAUGCGCAACGAGCGGGGGCUGGGCUUCAGCAUCGCCGGGGGCAAGGGCUCCACGCCGUACCGGCCAGGGGACACGGGGAUCUUUAUUUCGCGGAUCGCAGAAGGGGGUGCGGCACAUCGGGACGGCACCCUGCGUGUGGGGGACAGGGUCCUCCUGAUCAAUGGGGUAGACAUGGCAGAAGCCAGGCAUGACCAGGCCGUAGCGCUGCUUACCGCCACCUCGCCCUCCAUCAUGCUGCUGGUCGAGAGAGAGGCCGCCGCUCUGCCCGGCGAGGGAGACCAGUCCUCGGGGCAGCGAGUGCGGGUCCACUCUCCCCCACCCCCCACCCAGCAGGGAAGCCCGCCUGAGGAGUCCCGCCGGAGCUGUCUGCCCCAGUCCCUGGAGAGCCAAUACCCCGUGGAGGAAGUCUGCCUGGUGAAAGCAGGGGGCCCCCUUGGACUCAGCAUCGUCGGGGGGAGUGACCACUCCAGCCACCCCUUUGGGAUCCAGGAGCCGGGCGUCUUCAUUUCCAAGGUGAUUCCACGGGGACUGGCGUCCCGCAGUGGGCUACAGGUGGGGGACAGGAUCCUAGAGGUGAAUGGCAUCGACCUCUGCCAUGCUACCCACCAGGAGGCUGUGAGUGCCCUCCUCUCCAACACGCAGCAGCUGAGGAUGGUGGUCAGGCGAGACCCACCCCCACCUGGGAUGGAGGAGAUCUGCAUUGAGAAGAGGCCCGGGGAGAAACUCGGCAUCAGCAUCCGUGGCGGUGCCAAGGGCCAUGCAGGGAACCCCUUUGACCCCACAGACGAGGGCAUCUUUAUCUCCAAGGUCAGCUCUACGGGUGCUGCGGCCCGUGAUGGCCGGCUGAAAGUGGGCAUGCGUAUCCUGGAGGUGAACCAUCAGAGCCUGCUGGGCAUGACCCACGCCGAAGCGGUCCAGAUCCUGCGUGCUGUCUGUGAUUCUCUCCUGGUGCUCGUCUGCGAUGGGUUUGACCCCAAGGCUGUGGCUGCCCUGGAGAUGUCUCCUGGGAUCAUUGCCAAUCCGUUUGCGGCUGGCAUGGGCCGCAAGAACAGCUUGGAAAGCAUUUCCUCCAUCGACCGGGACCUCAGUCCAGAGGAGCUGGACCUGCUGCAGAAGGAGAUGGAGAUGGUGAGGGAGACGACCCAGUGGGAGAGGGAAGAGAAGGAGAAAGUGGAGCGGAUGCGCAGGCAGCGGGAGACGGCCACGCAGCUGCUGGCGGAAGCUCCAGAGGACAUCAGCACCGAGCCCCUGCAGCUGGAUUACCGCACCCUGGCAGCCCUGCCCAGCAGCGGCCUCCCAAAAACUGCCCGCGGUCUUCCCUGCUGUGAAAUGGAGAGGGAUUCCCAGGUGCCGCCUGCACCAGAGGCUGCAGUCAUCCAUCACGCCCCCACCUCAAGCCCAGGCCUGAUGAGCAGCGUAGCUGGCGUGGCAGACAGGGCUUCCCUCGUGGAGCGGGACCAGGAUGAGCAGAGUUUGGUGGACUCUCAGCCCAUCCCCUUCAGCGCCAACCCCUUUGUGGUGGCGAAUCGGCAGGGCAGAACUACUGGGAAGGCGUGCUUGGGGGGUCCUCCCCUUGGCUACGGCCAGGGUGGGGUCCUGAGGACCAGUCUCUACGCCAAGACGCUGGCCGGGGAGACUGAACUGGACACCAUGCAGCGGGACUCUCCUCACUCUCCUGGAAGCCAGCAACCACCUGCCGCCCCCCGGCCUGCCCACCUGGUGGGCAGAGAGACCCGUUUUGCUGCCUUGCACUGUGUUCCCGCGCACCCUGAGAGCCUGUCGACUAAGCCAGGGACUAUCCAGCCUCUGUCCCGGAUGCGGCCACCACCAGCCGCCUCAGAGGGCAGGGACAGCCCCAAUCCGUUCCAGCAGCCUGAGCUGUGCUCCAGCACCCACAACUCCUCCCCCACGCCUCCACCGCCAGUGGAGAUCUCCCUCAACGCCAAGCAGGCCUACAAGGCCUUUGCAGCGGUCCCAGCUUCAUACCCAGUCCUGGAGCCGGAGGAAGUGCAAAGCCAAAAAGGUCUGGAGAAGCCUCAGGCUCUGUCGGAGGUGCCUUCGCUGGGGAGCUCACACAGCCCAGAACAGAGAUCCUUCCGGGAACGGCAGAAGUACUUUGAAGUGGAGCUGAAGCAGCAGCCGGCAGAGAAGCCCCCCAAGCGGGUGUCCUUGGUUGGAGAAGAGGACUUGAAGAAGAUGAAGGAAGAGGAAGCUCGCAAGAUCCAGCAGAAGCGAGUCCAGCUCCUGGAAGAGGAGGUGGAGGCAGACGAGGGUGUGCAGUCCAGCAUCCUGUUUGAGGGAGUUGAGUACAAGGUCAAGAAGCAGGACGGAAAAGCUUUCCUGUCCCCAACGGCGUGGGACCCAGAGCCGGCUGAUGGACCCGCCGGCACUCAGAGGAACUCCCUUGAGGAGAGUUCGAGGCCACCGGAGCAGCAGCCCCCCUCUAUCUCUGGGCUGAGUCCCGUUUAUCCCAGAGGGGGAGAGUGGAGCGUGCCGGUGAGGACAGCCAAGGCAGAGCGGCGGCAUCAGGAGCGCCUCCGAAUGCAGAGUCCGGAGCUCCUCAGUGCUCAGGAGGCAAGGGAGCUUUCUCCUGCAGAACGGCGGGCCUUGGAGGCUGAGAAGAGAGCCAUGUGGCGAGCAGCCCGCUCUUCCACUCUAGAAGAGAGUGUUAAACAGUACGAGCAAGACCUGGCCAGGAGGCUGUACCAGGCCCGGCAACAUGCAGCAGGGCAGGCCCCAGUCAUGCGAGCGCCGGUGCCUGCAGGCCAACCAAGGAUGAAGUCUCUGGAGCAGGACGCUCUCAAAGCCCAGAUGGUGAUUGCCAAAUCCAAAGAGGGCAAGAAACGCAGCACUUUGGAACAGCUGGCAGAGUCUCCCUCGCCAGCCCCCACUCCUUCACCAACACCCCUGGAUGACUGCGGCUCCCGGAGCAUCGCAUCGCCAGGCAGGCUGUCUGUGCCUGACAAGAAGUUUGUCUACAGGGAAUUUGCUGCCAUUCCUUCUUCCAAACCUGUUUAUGACAUCCAGACGCCUGAUGGGAGUGGCCCCUGCAGAGUCCUCCAUGACAGUAGUUCAGUGGGUCCAGAGCUGGACGGAUCGACGGAGGGCCAGGAGCUUUCAGCCACGCACAGCCCCCUGACUCCUAGCGCAUCCCCUCAGGGAGAGCUGGGCCUCUUCAGCCAGCGCAAGCUCCGGCAUGCUCAACACAGCCUGGAAGCAGCUGUUCCAACAUAACGGUCCUGCCUGCUGGGUCAACGCAAGAACCAAGCGAGGGGGCAGACACUGCAGACGCGGGACUGGCACUCGCUGCUGCCUCCUCAGUGACACUGGACAGAACGGAGCUCUCCGAGGGCUCAGCAACCUUCUCUCAGGCUGUGACGCUUCCUCCUCUUCUCACAGUGCACUGGGGCGGGUUCCGAGGAACACGGACUAGCAGCGGCACCGGCAGAAGACGACGCUUUGGUGUGCAGUGUGUGUUACCUGUUGUGUGGGAGCGUAUGUGUGCGAGAGCCAGCGGUGGCUGCUUGGCAUGGGCCGCAGCGGAUAUUUGCCAAAUGGCCAGUGGACCAUUCACACACUGGGUGGGGGGGUGGGGGUAGCAGGGCCCUGGUUCAAAUUGGCUAAGGGCAGAAGAGGUCUUGCUGAUUUGUGCUGCCUCCCUCCUCACCUGUGGAGAAUGGGUCACACCCAGGCCAUGAUGCCGAGCACAGACCAUGGUCUGUUUUACAGUGGUGUGUGUGUGUGUGUGUGUGUGUGCGUGAGAGAGAGAGUGUGUGUGUAGCAGCAAUGGCACCUCAGGCCCACUUAUGAACACGACCAGGAGGCAAGUUGUGAUUCCUGCCUGGCAGUAGCAGAGGUAGAGCAGUGGGAGAGCCACGGUUAGGGGGCAGGCUAGUUGGUUUAGAGUGUGGUGACGCAGAUAGGAAGUGGGGGGGGAUGGGGGGGAAGGGGUUUGGAGUGGAGUAGUGCAGGACAAGGUGGGCCUGGCAGUGGCUGAGCCAGCUGGCGUCAGAAACGUCUCGAUGGCACACGGAGUUCCAAGGAAAGGCUGUCGCUUGGCCCUCUUGAAGUGUCGGGAUCCUGUUUGGGAAAAGGUUGGGUUGCUGGGAGGGGACACCGACAGGCGACUCUGGGCCCAGUGACGCAACUGUUGCUUAGACAGUGGUGGGAAAUGGAGGGGCUGAACUGGGGCCGCGCAUUUCCCGGGCACCUUCUUGCAAGCUGAUGCUACCCGCUGAAAGUCAGCAUGUGGAACCUCUCAUCAUGCCAAAACCAGAGGACCGUUUUAUUGAAACACGUCGGCUCCGUCUGUGGGGGGCUCCUCAGUAUCUCAGUGACGGCUGCUUCUACAUCAACCGUUAGAGCGUUUUGAUUUUAAUCUAAUUUUAGCCUUUGCUUUUAUCGAGCGGGGGGGGGGGUGAUUUGGAGGGUUUCUUUGACUAACUUAUGACUUCUCUAGGUGCUGGGCGGUGGCAUAUCUGUUCUCUCCCGGGACACUCCAAGGGAGACAAGACUGUAACUAGUGACAUUUGUACAACCAAAGAGAUCUAUUUUGUGGUUCCAGGACAAUAAAGUUUACUUUACAUUUUA